Messenger RNA from Mustela erminea (ermine), 3893 nucleotides. RefSeq names its product potassium inwardly rectifying channel subfamily J member 10 (gene KCNJ10). Gene Ontology annotation, molecular function: inward rectifier potassium channel activity. Gene Ontology annotation, biological process: potassium ion import across plasma membrane; regulation of monoatomic ion transmembrane transport. Lineage: Eukaryota; Metazoa; Chordata; Mammalia; Carnivora; Mustelidae. The transcript has 2 exons. The record is from RefSeq and is a predicted model, not a curated record. The coding region runs from base 165 to 1304 and encodes 379 amino acids. Gene Ontology annotation, cellular component: plasma membrane.
CCCCGGCCCUGGCCCCCGGACCAGCCCUUAUCUGAUCCCAGCUCCGGGUUUAAGAGUCCUGGCUCUGCCCGUCGCUCAGCUCGGUUCCUCACUCCUGCCCGCCCCGUCCGUCCGUCCGUCCGUCCCGCUGCCCAUCCGAGGGACCACUCCACCCCGGACCCAAGAUGACAUCAGUCGCCAAGGUGUAUUACAGUCAGACCACGCAGACGGAGAGCCGGCCCCUCGUGGGCCCGGCGGUCCGACGGCGCCGAGUCCUGACCAAGGACGGCCGCAGCAACGUGAGGAUGGAGCACAUCGCCGACAAGCGCUUCCUCUACCUCAAGGACCUGUGGACCACGUUCAUCGACAUGCAGUGGCGGUACAAGCUGCUGCUCUUCUCGGCGACCUUCGCGGGCACCUGGUUCCUCUUUGGCGUGGUGUGGUACCUGGUCGCGGUGGCCCACGGGGACCUGCUGGAGCUGGGCCCCCCCGCCAACCACACCCCCUGCGUGGUCCAGGUGCACACGCUCACCGGGGCCUUCCUCUUCUCCCUCGAAUCGCAGACCACCAUCGGCUAUGGCUUCCGCUACAUCAGCGAGGAGUGCCCGCUGGCCAUUGUGCUCCUGAUCGCGCAGCUGGUGCUCACCACCAUCCUGGAGAUCUUCAUCACGGGCACCUUCCUGGCCAAGAUCGCCCGGCCCAAGAAGCGGGCGGAGACCAUCCGGUUCAGCCAGCACGCCGUGGUCGCCGCGCACGACGGGAAGCCCUGCCUCAUGAUCCGCGUCGCCAACAUGCGCAAGAGCCUCCUCAUCGGCUGCCAGGUGACGGGCAAACUGCUGCAGACCCACCAGACCAAAGAGGGUGAGAACAUCCGGCUCAACCAGGUCAACGUGACCUUCCAGGUGGACACCGCCUCUGACAGCCCGUUCCUCAUUCUGCCGCUGACGUUCUACCACGUGGUGGAUGAGAGCAGUCCCCUGAAGGACCUGCCCCUUCGCAGCGGCGAGGGCGACUUCGAGCUGGUGCUGAUUCUCAGCGGGACGGUGGAGUCCACCAGCGCCACCUGCCAGGUGCGCACCUCCUACCUGCCGGAGGAGAUCCUCUGGGGCUACGAGUUCACACCCGCCAUCUCGCUGUCAGCCAGCGGCAAGUACAUAGCGGACUUCAGCCUCUUCGACCAAGUAGUGAAAGUGGCCCCUCCCAGUGGCCUCCGUGAUAGCACCACGCGCUACGGAGACCCAGAGAAGCUCAAGUUGGAGGAGUCGCUGCGGGAGCAAGCGGAGAAGGAAGGCAGCGCCCUUAGCGUGCGCAUCAGCAACGUCUGAUGGCGGCUUCCCACCUCCCCAUCCCUCUGGUCUCUCCGCUGUUGGCAUCCUGGGAGAGGGCUGCUACCCGAGCUCACCGGAGAGUCCCCGAAGCACCCAUCCUCCACUCCCUCUGCUUUAACCUGGUGGCCUGCGGCUAGGCGAGGCCAACUGGGGUCCGAGCUUUCCUUCCAUCGUCCCCUUCACCUCCCCCACUCCCGCCCGACGCACAACUCCCUGACGACAGGAUGGGGGAAGGAGAGGGAAGAUUAGGCUGAAGUGGCUUGAAUGCCUCAGCCAUGCUUGGAGACGCACAUUAGGAGGGCCGUUCCAGGUGGAUGGAUAGACUCCCCCCACCUCCCGCCGCCACCACCGUCCAGUUUGGUGGCUUGAGGCUGGAACCCCCACCCACCCCUAAUUUCCCACCCAGCUGGUUCCCUAAGGCAAGACUCUGAUAGUCCUUUCGGGGUCUGUGCCUUAGAAAGAUCGGAAUCUGGAAUUCAUUUAUCCUGGGUUCGCUACCAAGCCCUGUUGAGAGAAGUCAGGGUUUUUCAUAGGGGGUUUAUUUCUGCUGGUAAAUUUGGACGAUAAUCUAGAGCCCUGGUCACCAGGUUUCCUCUUUCCAUUCUCUCAAGUGGACCCUCUCUUCCAAUACCCAGUUCUUUCACAGCCGCCUCUGCUCCCAGAGAACUGAGGCUGACCCAGGAAACCUGAACCGGUCACACCACACCUGCACCCAUCCCGGAAUCUGAACUCUCGAUGUGGAGGGACUAAUGCAGAACUCUUGUCCAAGACCUUGACCCUACUCUGCACACAGCCCUGGAUUUGUUUCCCUGCGACCUGUGGAUGGGAUGAGCCAUGCCAGUAUGUUCCCAGGUCCCACAGAAAGGUCUGGAAAUGAUGUUCCAGAUACUUACAGGGCCCAGAUUCCCUAGGAAAGUGACAUCAACCCCACCAUGCAGGAGGAGUAAAUUCUCAGGUUUCCAGACUGCUGUAUGGAGCCCCUGGGAGUUAGGGCUUUAUUAGGGCUUGGAGCAGGGCAGAACUCUGUGGCCGGCAGACACCAUCCCCCCAUCACUCCUGCCUGUGGCCCUCUGACAAUGUCAGCUAGCUUAUUAGGCAACGCUGGGAGGGAAGGAGACCAUGCCUCCUGAUCAAAUAACCAGGGUCUCCCUUAGCCAUUCCCGAGACUUGGGCUAAAGUGGGCACCAGCCCCAUCUCCACUCUCCUCUGCCACAAAGCUACCUUCAGGGGAGUUAAAGGGACACUUUAGGAGACCAAGCUGUUCCUUGUUCCUGCUGGGGGCUGUGGGAGAGGCCAAGAAGGGAAAAGGGGCCCCAGAACUUUCUCUAAAUCCCCAAAAGUUUCUCCCCAAAUCCCAAGAGUGUCUCCUGGUCUCAUUUAGGUACAAGAAACUGUCCCCCCUUACCCCCAUGGGGGCCAGGCAUAGAGUCCCCUGAACGAGUCAAGUGGCAGCUUGCUCGGGAGGACCCGGGUCAGUUGUUACAAGCUACACGCUUCCCCAGAAUGUGCACGUGCGUCUGCGUGCAGAGCUUUACAGAGAAACCUCACGGUUCUGAGGCUGGACCCACGGUCACCACAGGAUCCGCGUAAGACCCUCUUACGUGCAUCUUUCCUCGAACUUGGCUAACCACGACUUGAAAACUGAAGACCCUGCAUUCUUCACGGACCGCAAACCCCACCAACAGUCCCUGGCUCUCAAGAAAACCAGAACCAGAAAAACUUGAAAAUCCGACACAGAAGAACAGAAGGCAAAGAGCCAGUUUCUAGGCUCUCAACUUUAUUCAACGUCAGACUUACCUUCUUCCCACGUGCAAAGGCCCAGAGUACUGGACUGUGGGUGUGUGUGCGCGCGCGCGCCUUCUCACCCAACAGCAAGCUAUCUUCCACUAGUCUCUUCUGCAUACAGCCGCGUCCCUCCUGAGGGACACCCUCUCUCCCUCGUCCCCUGCUGUCCGCUCUAGGUCCCAGACGCUGCUCAGAUUCUUGCGUAACAGAAUGAGGACAUCUUCUGACUUAACCUUUUUGCUUCUCCUCUGGGACCCCAGACUUUGCUCUAAGCUGCACUUUAAGUCACACUGUCCUUUUAACACAGCCUCGCUGACUCUCCCAUACGCCUUCCCAGAAAACUGCGCCCCCCCUACCCCCAACCAGGAGUUUACACUAUGGCCUCUUCCUCGGAGCUGAAACCCUUCUUCGGGCUAUGAGACAAGCUUGAGAAGCAGCCGGGUCUGGGGUCCCCUGGCCCCGCCAACCAUAGACUUCGAAUGGCAGGAGCCCUAAGCACCGAUGUUAGCGGGGAGAUGCCACGUGGGCAAAACCACCAAUGGGGGAGGGUACUCAGGGUGUGACGAUGACACAGGGCGCUGCUGAGGGACCCAGUGAAAUCGAUGAAACCAGUCUCCCUUGGACCAGCUGCCGAGACCUGGGUGGAGGCUCAGGAAGCAGGGCGUGGUGCGAAUGGAAGGCUGACCUAGGGAGAAAGAGACACAGAGAUAAUAUAUACGUGGAGAGAUGUAUGAUGUAUAUAGAUGUGUUUAGGACAAAUAUCCUGAAUGUACGGAAAGGAGACGUUAGCGUGGGGGUAGG